Molecule: messenger RNA, 1185 nt
Organism: Rotaria sordida
Lineage: Eukaryota; Metazoa; Rotifera; Eurotatoria; Philodinida; Philodinidae
Source: the annotation of a GenBank genome assembly
AUGAUCUGUAUCUUUUCUAAAAUCAUCAUUCUUCUUCUCAUAUAUUUGAUUAUUGAUCGACCAAUUUCAGAUGCAUUUCGUAAUAAUGCUGAUCAAUGUUGUGAACAAGGUCGCAUUCAAGCUGAGCGUACUAAAACAUGUAGUGUAGCAUUACAAUCAUUAAUAACAGAAAAUAUUAAAAAUCUUUCAACAAAUUGUCGUUUUUUAACACAUAUUUGUUGUUUAUCAAAUUUACGUAGUUAUUUUUGUGAAGAAGGUUUAAAAACAGCACUUCGUUUAUUACCAUGUAAUCAAAUAAAACUUGAAUCAAAAGAUUCUUAUCAGAUAUGUUGUAAAUGUUGCGAAUUAGGUGUUCGAGCUGGUCGAGAUAAAGCAGAUUGUGAACCGGUGACUGUACUUGAUGAACGAUGUGGUGAACAAUUUACUAAUUGUUGUCAAAAGGCAAAAUCUUUAAAUUGUGAUAUUGGUUUUGAAAUGGAUAAUGAUGAACGAUGUCGAGAUAUUAAUGAAUGUCUCUCAAAUCCAUGUCCAAAAACAAUGACAUGUGAGAAUACACCAGGUAGUUUCCGAUGUGUUGAAGGAUGUGAAUUUGGUUAUGCAUGGUCAAUUAAACAUAGAACAUGUCGAGAUAUUGAUGAAUGUGCUCUUUAUAAACAUAAUUGCACAUUUGGACAUCGUUGUGAGAAUAUGCCUGGUUCAUUUAGAUGUAUUCGUGAAAGAAAUUGUGGAACUGGUUAUCAAGUUGAUCCUGUCACACAGACAUGCGUAGAUGUUGAUGAAUGUGAACAAGAUAUAGAUGAGUGUAGACCUGGAUAUAUUUGUAAAAAUGUUCCGGGAACAUACAAAUGUGUACCACAAAAUUGUACAUUUGGUGAAAAAUUUAAUGCUUUUUAUGGUCGUUGUGAAAAAGUUCAAUGUCGAUCAGGUUUUAAUGUAACAGCAAUGGGAAAAUGUGUUGAUAUAAAUGAAUGUGCUCAAAAUCCAAGUCCCUGUAGACUUGGUGAACGUUGUGAUAAUACACCUGGCUCUUAUCGUUGUGUACAAACAUUUGCUUGUGCAAAUGGUCUUCAAAUGGAAGAUCUUCAAUGUCUAGAUAUUGAUGAAUGUGCUAUUGGUAAUCAUACAUGUCCUCCACCGGCAACAUGUAAAAAUACAUAUGGAUCAUUUUAUGUAAGUUUUUAUUAA